Messenger RNA from Pongo pygmaeus (Bornean orangutan), 4891 nucleotides. It is a transcript of the gene GSG1L, whose product is annotated as GSG1 like. The record is from RefSeq and is a predicted model, not a curated record. Bases 76 to 1119 code for a protein of 347 amino acids. Gene Ontology annotation, cellular component: postsynaptic density membrane; plasma membrane. The transcript has 8 exons. NCBI's taxonomy places the organism in Eukaryota, Metazoa, Chordata, Mammalia, Primates, Hominidae.
ACGCGGGGCGCCAGCUGCCAACUUCGCGCGCGGAGCUCCCCGGCGGUGCAGUCCCGUCCCGGCGGCGCGGGCGGCAUGAAGACUAGCCGCCGCGGCCGAGCGCUCCUGGCCGUGGCCCUGAACCUGCUGGCGCUGCUGUUCGCCACCACCGCUUUCCUCACCACGCACUGGUGCCAGGGCACGCAGCGGGUCCCCAAGCCGGGCUGCGGCCAGGGCGGGCGCGCCAACUGCCCCAACUCGGGCGCCAACGCCACGGCCAACGGCACCGCCGCCCCCGCCGCCGCCGCCGCCACCGCCUCGGGGAACGGCCCCCCUGGCGGCGCGCUCUACAGCUGGGAGACCGGCGACGACCGCUUCCUCUUCAGGAAUUUCCACACCGGCAUCUGGUACUCGUGCGAGGAGGAGCUCAGCGGGCUUGGUGAAAAAUGUCGCAGCUUUAUUGACCUGGCCCCGGCGUCGGAGAAAGGGGUCCUGUGGCUGUCUGUGGUCUCCGAGGUGCUGUACAUUCUGCUGCUGGUGGUUGGCUUCAGCCUCAUGUGUCUCGAACUCUUCCACUCCAGCAAUGUCAUCGACGGGCUCAAGCUCAAUGCCUUCGCGGCUGUCUUCACGGUGCUCUCAGGCCUCCUGGGAAUGGUCGCCCACAUGAUGUACACGCAGGUGUUCCAGGUCACCGUGAGCCUCGGUCCUGAAGACUGGAGACCCCAUUCCUGGGACUAUGGGUGGUCCUUCUGCCUGGCGUGGGGCUCCUUUACCUGCUGCAUGGCAGCCUCUGUCACCACGCUCAACUCCUACACCAAGACGGUCAUUGAGUUCCGGCACAAGCGCAAGGUCUUUGAGCAGGGCUACCGGGAAGAGCCGACCUUCAUAGAUCCUGAGGCCAUCAAGUACUUCCGGGAGAGAUGGCAAAUCGAGGCACAGAGAGGGAGGGCGACUUGCCCCAGGUCACACAGCUGGAUGGAGAAGAGGGACGGGAGCGAGGAGGACUUUCACUUAGACUGCCGCCACGAGAGAUAUCCUGCCCGACACCAGCCACACAUGGUGGAUUCCUGGCCCCGGAGCUCCGCACAGGAAGCACCAGAGCUGAACCGACAGUGCUGGGUCUUGGGGCACUGGGUGUGACCAAGACCUCAAGCUGGCCCGCGGACCUCAGGCCAUCGCUGGCACCAGCCCCUGCUGCAAGACCACCAGAGUGGUGCCCCCAGAACCCUGGCCUGUGUGCCGUGAACUCAGUCAGCCUGCGUGGGAGAUGCCAGGCCUGUCCUGCCCAUCGCUGCCUGGGUCCCAGGGCCUUGGAAAUGGGCCAGGGCAGGCCCAAGGGAAUGCACAGGGUUGCACAGAGUGACUUUGGGACAGCAGCCCCGGACUCUUGCCGUCAUCACAUAAGGAGCCCUGCUGGGCACAGCUGUGAUGCCAGGAGACACAUGGCCACUGGCCAUUGAAUGGCUGGCACCCACAAGCCAGCCAGGUGCCCAGAGAGGCAGAGCCCUAUGGGGGGCAGAGAGUGGCUUCCUGAAGGAGGGGGCAGUGGCGCAGGCACCGCAGGGGUGUCACACAGCAGGCACACAGCAGGGGCUCAAUAAAUGCUUGUUGAACUUGUUUUCUUGCGGUGUAUGGAGGCCAGUUGCUCUCUGGGCUGUGGCUGCCCCGUCAUUGCCCCACCCCAUUACUCCUCAAGGAGGCUGAAGGUGACAGCAGAGACUGUGCUGAGGCCAGGGCCAGACACUGCAGGGUGGCAGGGAGGGAGCACAGAGCCCAGGCUGGACACAGGCUGGCAGGGCUGCCUUGGAUUCCAGAGAGUAGGCAAGGCAGGGGCCAGGCAAGCAAGAAAUGUGGGGCGAGCAGGAAGUGGGCCCCCAAACCCAAGCCCUAAGCAGGGAGGGUGAAGAAGCCACAUUUCUCUUCAGAGCUCAGCAACAUUACACCACCCUGACCCUGAGGAGCUUUUACCCUGUGCCUAGCACCACCUUUACAGAAAAUCCCAGGGCUUAGAUGCCUGGAGAAACAGAUUCCUAUUAUAAAGAGGAGGGAAAUUAGGGUCACAGAGAUGAAGUAACUUGCCUGAGAUUACAGAGCUAGCAAAUGGCAGAGAUGGGGUUUGAAUCAGGACUCCUGACUCCAAGUUCAGUCAUUUCCCAAGAGGCCUUAUUCCUUCCCAGAAGAAUUUCUAGAGCUUUGCCCCAAGUAGAAUACAUUCUUCUCCUUUAUCCUUCCAUCCUUCCAUCUAUCAUCCAUCACUCAUCCAGCCGUUAUCCAUUAUCCAUCCAUCCAUUCAUCAUUCGUCCCUCCAUCUAUCAUUCGUCCAUCUAUUAUCCACCCAUUCAUCAUCUAUUAUCUAUCCAUCAUUCAUCAUCCAUCUAUCAUUCAUAAUUCAUCUUUCCACUCAUCCAUCCAUCAUUCAUUCAUCCAUCCUUCCAUCCAUCCAUCAUCUAUCCAUUCAUCCAUCCAUUUGCCAUCCAUCCACUAAUUCAUCAGCUAUCCAUCAUCUAUCCACCCAUCCAGCAUCCCUUACUCAUCCAGCCAUUGUCCAUUAUCCAUUCAUCCAUUUAUCAUUCAUCCCUCCAUCAUCAUUCAUCCAUUAUCCACCCACUCAUCAUCUAUUAUCCAUCUAUCAUUCAUCAUCCAUCCAUCCUUCAUCAUCCAUCCAUCCAUCUUUCAUCCAUCCAUCCACCCAUCCAUCCAUCCAUCAUCUAUCCAUCCAAUAUCUAUCCAUUCAUCCAUCCAUUCAUCAUCCACCCACCUAUUCAUCAGCUAUCUAUCCAUCAUCUGUCCAUCCAUCAUUCACCCAUCCAUCCAUCCAUCCAUCCGUCCAUCCAUCGUCUAUCCAUUUAUUGUCUAUGCUUUCAUCCAUCCAUUCACCAUCCAUCCACCCAUUCAUUAGCUAUUUAUCCAUUAUCCAUUCCUCCAUCUAGCCAUCAUCCAUUCAUCCCUUAUCCAUCCAACCAUUAUGCAUUUCUUCAUUUAUCCAUUAUUUAUCCUUCCAUCCAUCAUCCAUCAUCUUUCCAUCCAUUUAUCCAUUCAUCCAUCUAUCCAUCAUCCAUCCAUCCUUUAUCCAUCAUUCAUCAGCCAUCAUCCCUCCAUCUAUCCAUUAUUCAUCAUCCACUCAUCCAUUCAUCCCUCCAUCUGCCCAUUAUCCAUCAACCAUCCAUCCAUCCAUUAUCCAUUUCUGCAUUAUCCAUUUAUUCUUUAUCCAUUUCUUCAUCUAUUCAUCAUCUAUCCAUCCAUUAUCCGUACACCUAUCACCCAUCCAUUCCUUCAUCUAUCCAUCAUCCAUCAAUUAUCCAUCCAUUCAUCCAUCCAUCUAUCCAUCCAUCUAUCCAUCAUCCACUGAUUACUUGUCAUCCUUCUUCGUAUCAGACUUCCAUCCAUCCUCCUUCCAUGCAUCACCUAUUCUCAUUACUCAACCAUCCAGCUGUGCAUCCAUCUAUUCACUGGUAUAGUUCACUGUGCCCCUACUAUGUGCCAAGCACUGUGGUAGGCACUUGAGGUAGGAUGCUGGAGCAUCCAGAGAGGGCAUCUAUUGUCAUGAGCCUGGGUUCAGAUUCCACCUUCUCCACUUGUGACCUUGGGCAAGUUACUUGACCUUUCUGUGCCUGUUUCCUCAUCCAUUAAAUCCGGAUAAUCAUUAUACCUACCUCUUCAAGCUGUUGUGCAAAUUAAAUGAGCUAACAUAUUUGAAGUGUCUAGAACAGAGCCUGGCACAUGUAAACACUUUGUGGGUGUUUACUAACAGGACAACAAGGGGAAAUCGGGGCUGUGGGAGCUGUAGUCUAGGGAGGCUCCUUUGAGAAAAUGAUGUUUAAGCCAAGACAUGAAGAUUGUCCGGGCAUCAGCCAGGCAAGAGUAUAGCAGGGAAAGAAAGUACAUUAGAGGACUUUAAAAUAGUCCCGAUGGCAGGUGUGGAGAGCAGGGAGGUCAGGAGGCAGUGGUGGGAAAUUAGGCGUCAGAGGGCAGUGGAGCCAGGCCAGGAGGAACUGGAAACCUUCUUAGGGAGCUUAGAGUUUCCCCUGGGGCAAUGGGAAGUGGGCAGUGGGAUGCUUUUAGCAGACUGGGAUGCGCCUGGGUGUACAUUUGAGGAAGAUCACCGCAGCUAUGGGUACAGAAUAGAUGUGGGAGAUGCUUCUCCCUUCCCAUCCCUCUUAUACUCAAGAAAGGGAAGAAAGUGGGCUGGCUUAGGAAAGUUGCCCUGGGGAGGGGAACUUGCGGGCAGAUUCAGGAACCAAUUAGGAGGGAAUAGACUGAGUGGGAGAAGAGGAACGUUGGUGAUGACUCUCAGGUUACAGGUUCAGCUUGGGGGAUAGGGAAGAGGGAGACUUCGUGGUUCAGAUGUCUUGAGUCUCAGGGGCUCAGGGAACAGCCAGCUGGAGGUUUGUGCUCAUUCAUUCACGCAUUGAUUCAUCAAGUGAACAAUUUGUUAAUUCACUUUCCAUUCAUUCAGUAAAUAUUAAUGACCUACUAGGUGGGGCUUAAGGCGGGGCUGGAAAUGGGCCUGGGAGAGCAAUUAUGGUCCAGCUCUACUGAGGCCUUGAAUGUCAGAACAAGGAAUUUGGGCUUUGGCCUCAUCCAAGAGAUGGCGGCUGCCAUAUAUGGGCCUGGUCAGGGACAGAUCUGACAGGGAUCUAGCCCUGGCCACCAGGCAUCUAGGAGCUCGUGUUCUCACCCGGCGUCCUUCUGAAGUUGCCGAGUGGACCGCAGGAGGUCCAGGAGAUGAUUUUAGUUGACACAUGGGCAAAAUUUUAAUCUAUUUUAAUAGUUGUGUUUAUGUAAAUGUGUAUUAGAAAAAAAUGUACAGUGGGCACAUCAGUGCUAUGACUUCACAGACGUUACUGCUUAGGAUGAAACCAAAAUAGGCAUUUUAAGUAAAAGAAAAAAAGAGUUGGCUUAAAGAAAAAUA